AUGCUUCCCGACAAACCUGAAAUUCGCGCAGAAGACAGUCCUCAAUCAGACGAGGAGGGUGAACUCAAGAUUUACGACAAUGAGCCUUCUCCCUCGACAGCGGUGAGCCCGGAGACGACCGAUAAAGAAGCAACAGCAACACCAUCGGCCAAUCCUCCUCUCCCUACCGGCGAAGAACCCCCUCCAUUGCCCAAGGAGGCGCCUCCUGAUCAACCUGUGGACGAUGGCUGGGCACCAGUGUGGGACGACAGUGCUCAAGCAUUCUAUUUCUACAACCGCUUCACACAGAAGACACAGUGGGAGAAUCCGCGAGUGCCACAGGCCUCACAAGCACCACAGCCAUCAGGGCCGCCUGGCGUUGAAAAUUACGCAAGCUCGGUAGCCUCUUCGCAGGCUCCGCCGGGCCGGCAAGCUGGAGGCUACGACCCUGCCAUCCAUGGAGACUAUGACCCCAACGCCGACUACGCCAAAGCCUACGAAAUUUCCUCGGCCGUGGACGACGGUGUCGGAGCUGUGGCAGGCGCAAAUGCCGCAGAUGUUUACGAAGCCACGGGCACAUUCAAUCGCUUCACGGGGAAGUGGCAACGGGCGGAUCUCAACCCGGAGAAAUUUACGGACGAGCAGAAGAGCAAGCGACAGAUGAAUGCGUUCUUCGAUGUGGAUGCUGCAGCAAACAGUCACAAUGGGAAGAGCUUGCGCGCAGAGCGGCAGAGUCAGAAGUUGACCAAGGCCGAGUUAAAGGCCUUCAAGGAGAAGCGCAGGGAGAAGAAGGAAGAGAAGCGGCGGGCUUGGUUAAGGGAUUAG
Molecule: messenger RNA, 804 nt
Organism: Cladophialophora yegresii CBS 114405
Lineage: Eukaryota; Fungi; Ascomycota; Eurotiomycetes; Chaetothyriales; Herpotrichiellaceae
Exons: 2
Coding region: 1-804 (267 amino acids)
Molecular function (GO): protein binding
Source: RefSeq, a predicted model, not a curated record